ACAUCAAUCGUUUCAUAUUUUCUAGCAGACUUGUGUGUGGUUGAAGGCGUUUCUGUCCUUUCCUAAAAGCUUACAAUUAAAAGAAGGCUUGAAAAAUGAGUUUAAUUAAUGUUUUAAAUAAAUCAGUUUGCUUUAUAAGACAAAAAGCUUUUAUAAAUAGCGGCUUAAUAGUUCGCUGCAAUUCUAAAGGAGGUGCCGGAGCAGCAACAGCUACUAGCGCCGCUGCGAAAAAAAAGAAAAUGGGGAAGCUUGGUCCCAUAAUGGAAAAAAAAGAAAUACCGGUUGAAACCGAUGUGAACAAAUUGGUAAAUUAUGUUUGCGGCAGUAACAUAAAUAAAACUGGACAAGAUAUAAAACUGAAACCCGAUUCUGAAUAUCCGGAUUGGCUAUGGACACUUAACGUGGAUCGUAUAAUACCACUGGAAGAAAUGGAUCCAAAUACUAAGCAAUAUUGGAGGCGCUUACGAAAAAUGGCUUUACGACGCAAUAAUCAGUUAUCUAAAUUAAAAAGAUUCUAAUAAAAUUUUUUAUUUACUAA
This is a messenger RNA of Glossina fuscipes, 538 nucleotides long. RefSeq names its product 39S ribosomal protein L54, mitochondrial (gene mRpL54). The record is from RefSeq and is a predicted model, not a curated record. NCBI's taxonomy places the organism in Eukaryota, Metazoa, Arthropoda, Insecta, Diptera, Glossinidae. The transcript is spliced from 3 exons. Gene Ontology annotation, cellular component: mitochondrial large ribosomal subunit. Gene Ontology annotation, molecular function: structural constituent of ribosome. The coding region runs from base 96 to 518 and encodes 140 amino acids.